This is a messenger RNA of Fusarium odoratissimum NRRL 54006, 411 nucleotides long. RefSeq lists its product as uncharacterized. The record is from RefSeq and is a predicted model, not a curated record. NCBI's taxonomy places the organism in Eukaryota, Fungi, Ascomycota, Sordariomycetes, Hypocreales, Nectriaceae. The coding region runs from base 1 to 411 and encodes 136 amino acids. The transcript has 3 exons.
AUGAAAUUUACUCUCCUUACCCAGGCUGCUCUAGCCAUCUCCUCCAUUACUGGAGCUGUGGCUAAUCCUACUCCUGAUAUUUCUAUUGGUUCUGCAAUCGACAAACGGGCAGACUGUUCAUUGACAGUCCAUUAUACCAAAGUCUGGGUUGAGUCCGGUUUGGAUAGAUAUCGAAUGUGGCUUAUCACUGCCCCUCGCAAUGAUAAACAUCUCCAACUUUACUGCGAGGCAGGGUAUCAUGCGCUCUAUCUUACAAACGUCCAAUGCUUCUGGGGGGAUGAUGGGAAAUACUACAUUGAUGCGAGCGUGGCUCGAGGUCCUGCAGGACACAAGACCAUUCAAGACACACAUUCGGCGAUGUGUGACGACUAUGAAAGGCUCACCGGAUGUGGAACAAACAGAGAGUUUUAG